AGGCGGGGACGGCGACGGGGGCGGGGGCCGCGGGCGGUCUCCUCGCGGCUGUCGCGGGGCCAACCCAAAGCCCCGGAUCCCCGGGAGCUGCGCUUCCCGCGCGGGGCGCCGGAGUAGGGCGGGCCAAGCCGGCCUGCGGCUGCGGCAGGAGGAGGGGCUAGCAAAGCACCCCUGAGCGGGCCCAGGCGCGGGAGGCCGGGGCUCGCUGCAACUUCUCUUUGGAAGCCCCUACACUAGCCCGGGCCCGCGCGCGCGCUCCCCCACGGCCACGCGCGCACCCUGCCGCCCGCUCCUCCGCGCGCCCUCCGUCUAUUUUUUCCCUCUUCCUUUCAUCCUCACACUCUAAAAUAGGUCAAGGGGUGGAAGUUACACCUGGUGCAGCCCUCGGCUCUGAUGCAAAAGCAGCUUUUGCCCCUGGCUGCGGGACAGCAAUGUGACUACUCGCAUCGGGAGAGCUGCUGCCCGUCCCCACACCGUGCAGAAAGCGCCGGCGACUCGGGUGCUGACAAUGGUCUGCAGAGGGGAGCGGAGAGAAGCCUCUGUUCCACCCUAGAUCCGCCGCCUUGGCGCCCGCCCGCGGGGAGGAGGGGGCGCGACAAGUCAUCUAGCGCGUGCUCCGGAGCCCGCGCCCGGGUCCGGCCGCCUGGGGCCUGUGCUCCCUUCAGAGACUCACACCAGUGGUUUAUCAUGAGAAGGACUGCACUAUUUGAUUUCACUCCUACAAGUUUUCAUUGACGUUACACAUUGAGAAAGUUAUGAGAAGCAACUGUCACUCUCUUGAGGUGGAGACUGCCGUGAUUCACAAAGACAAGAGGAUGGAUCAUGAAGCCGCCCAGCUGGAGAAGCAGCAUGUGCACAACGUGUACGAGAGCACAGCCCCUUACUUCAGUGACCUGCAGAGCAAAGCGUGGCCUCGUGUCCGCCAGUUCCUCCAAGAACAGAAGCCGGGCAGCAUCAUCGCAGACAUAGGUUGUGGGACUGGAAAGUACCUUAAGGUGAACAGCCAGGUACAUACCGUGGGCUGUGACUACUGUGGGCCACUGGUAGAGAUUGCCCGGGAUAGAGGAUGUGAAGCCAUGGUAUGUGACAACCUUAAUCUCCCCUUUAGGGAUGAGGGCUUCGAUGCCGUCAUCUCCAUAGGAGUCAUACAUCAUUUUUCUACGAAACAAAGAAGAAUCAGAGCAAUAAAAGAAAUGGCCAGGGUCUUGGUUCCUGGAGGCCAGCUGAUGAUUUACGUUUGGGCAAUGGAGCAAAAGAACCGUCGCUUUGAGAAGCAAGACGUGCUCGUUCCAUGGAACAGGGCCCUGUGUUCCCAGCUCUUCUCAGAGUCCAGCCAGUCUGGGAGGAAGAGGCAGUGUGGACACUCAGAAAGAAGCCAUCCCUACCAUCCUCCUUGCUCUGAGUGUAGCUGUUCUGUUUGUUUUAAAGAGCAGUGUGGUUCAAAACGGUCCCACAGUGUGGACUAUGAACCUGCUAUGGCAAGAACUUGUUUUGCAAAUAUUUCUAAGGAAGGAGAGGAAGAAUAUGGAUUCUACAACACAUUAGGAAAAUCAUUUCGUUCCUGGUUUUUCUCCAGGUCUUUGGAUGAGUCAACUCUGAGGAAGCAAAUUGAAAGAGUAAGACCCUUGAAAAACACAGAAGUUUGGGCCAAUAGCACUGUAACAGUCCAGCCUUCCAGACACUCUAGUUUAGACUUUGAUCACCAAGAGCCAUUUUCAACAAAAGAGCAAAACUUAGAUGAGGAAGUGUUUGUGGAAUCUUCUUCUCGAAAACACUUAGAGUGGCUGAGAGCAACAGGCACUCUGAAGCAUUUAAAUGGAGAUCAUCAAGGAGAAAUGAGGAGAAAUGGAGGGGGGAAUUUUCUGGAUAGCACUAAUACCAGUGCGAAUUGUGUGGAUGCAGGUAACUUAGAAGAUGAUAAUCCUUCUGCUAGUAAAAUAUUGAGAAGGAUUUCUUCAGUCGGUUCCACAGAUUCCAACGCAGAUGAUACAAUGUCUGUCGAAGAUCCACAGCCUGAUCUUUUGGACUCCAGAGCCUUUAUGCGCUACUACCACGUGUUUCGAGAAGGGGAGCUCUGCAGUCUGCUCAAGGAGAAUGUAUCAGAGCUCCGUAUCCUGAGUUCUGGAAAUGAUCAUGGUAACUGGUGUAUCAUUGCAGAGAAAAAGGGAAGUUGUGAUUGAUUGGAUCCUUUUAGACAACUCCUCCAAAAGACGAACCACAUGUUUUUCACUAGGUUUGAUAUGGUUACCUGAAUUUGCAUUCAGUGUUAUUGGUUAAUACAUUUAUGAUUUGGUCUGCAGAGACUGUGAAUUAUAUGGUUGUUUUUGUUUUUAUCUUUGAAUAAGCACAGAUCCUGGCACUGAAAGCACUUGAGAAAGGGUAUUUGUGCUUAAAUGUUAAUAUAAAAGAUCUGAAGAAGCAACAGAAAAUGCCCUUCAGUACAGCUCAGAUUUUUUUUUAACCCCUGAGAGAUAAAAUACAUUUAUAGUGUUUUUCAGUGUUACACAUGGAUUUAAAAAGAUGAUGCUGUUAAAUAAUCUUUUAAAACAGUAUUUUUAUAAAGUGAGGGGAUAAUUUCUGGUUCUCAGGUUAUAACUGAGAGCAGUGUGCAAGAUAAUAGGUAAACUUGAUCCAUUGCACAAAUAUACAUUGAACCAUGUGAUGACUUAUCUUGCUGCCAAGGUCUUGCUUCUACUUAAAGUUUUCAGAAAACUGAGUAACAGUAGAGAGAACCAAGAAGUGUUACAAGGACUUUUCUAAAUUGUAAGCUAACUUGCUUCAAAAUAAGUUGACAUGUGAUAGUAAGGUUUUCAAUGUAACCCAGGAGGUUUUUAAAGGCACUGUUAGGCUGAGCAUGGUGGCUCAUGCCUGUAAUCCCAGCACUUUGGGAGGCCAAGGCAGAAGGAUCACUUGAACCCAGGAGUUCAAGAGUAGCCUGGGCAACACAGCAAGACCCCAUCUCUAUAAAAAAUUAGCCAGGUGUGGUGGUGCAAGCCUGUCAUCCGCACUACUCAAGAGACUGAGGCAGGAGGAUCACGUGAGUCCAAGAGUUCAAGGCUGCAGUGAGCUAUGAUUGCACCACUGCACUGCAGCCUGGGCAGUACAACAAGACUCUGUCUCAAAAUAAUAAUAAUAAUAAUAAUAAUAAUAAUAAAGGCAUUGUUAGCUUGUAAGUAGUGGAGGAUGUAGGUACUAGUAGUUAUAUGCAAGUACCCAAGUAGUAUUCUUCCAAUCUUAUUAGAAGCAUGAAUAUUCAAGAUUGAUAUUACUAUUGCUUAUUAGCAAGAUUGUUAUCAGUCAUGCUUAUUAGAAGCAUGAAUAUCCAAGACCAGGAUUGACUAAUGAUGAGUCUGCAUCAAGAACUAGGCAUUUCUUUUGAGUUGACAGACUCUUUAGGAAAGGAGAAUCUAGGUGAAGCACUGAUUUUGGCUCUGAGAACAAACAGAUUAAGGUACAGCAUAGUUAGCCUUGGUAGAGGUAUGACUGGGAUUUGCUGUAUCCUUUAAAAUAGUAUCUGGGCAUUUAUUUUAUUGAAGGCAACUAUAUUUUAUUAGUUAUGUUAGGAAUUUAGGUAGAAUCAACUUCUACUUAUUAAAGGUUGAAUUUCUGUCACUUUGUAGAGAAAUGAAUAGACUGGACACUGUGUGGUCAGUGUUUAGAUUUGCCCAUGGGUCUGUUUAAAUCUAUGUCAUGGAUCCUGAGACAUAUAUAAUUAAGACAGGUCUAGAGACAGGAGAAGCAGAAAUAAGCUGACCCAGGAGUACAGUCUCAAGUAGUUCAUGAAUGAGAAAAUGGACAUCUGGCAAGAGUCUUUUUACUUUAUCCUGGCUGAAAAUCCAAAUCUUGUUUUAUUUUUUCCACUAAAAGUAACUAAAAUAAUAACGAAUUUCAUUUGUUCUUGGGUUCUUUUUUCCUUUAAUGAUUGUGCUAUAACUUAAAAUAAUCAUGUUACUUUUGAACAUUUUUAAAGCAUAUCUGAAAACGAUUGAUGUUUAUAACUCUCUUUUGGCUUCAAAAUAAGAUUGUGUUAUCACCAUUUUGAUAGAUGAGGUUGUCUCAUGAAAAUGAUGUAUAUGACUUCUACCGUUCAGUGUACAUCCUGCAGUAGUGGACGAUUGAAAACAUAUAUAAGCGGAGUAUAAAUUAAAGAUUAAUUUGGUUUCUUCUAUUCCUUAAUUUAGCAUGUUAAACCAUGACUGUAAGGGAUUUUCUUGGUAAAAAGAGAAGAUUCUCAGAGUCAAAAAUGUUCUUACAACUCGGGCUUGAUGGCCUUUGAAUUAGGAAUAGAUUGUUCCUCUCUCUGAAGCCUGUUUUCACAUGGGUUUUUAAUCCUGGCCUUGCUGCUAGAAAUCUGUGCUUGAAGUCGUCUCUUUCUGGUGGUAACCUACCACUUAAAAGUCAUGACGUGGUGGAACUCAGUUUACGAGACUCUUUAGCCUUUGAGCUAAACUGAGCAACCUCUUAGAUGUACACACACCACUUUGUAUGAAAGGGUUCUCUAGAAUGGUUCUUUGGAGAGAAAUAUUUUCAGGUAAUUUUGACAGGGGUGUAAAUAAAGCAUGGUGACUAAUAACUCUUUCACUCUUCAUCUGAUGAACAUAAGAAUCUAUGCAUCCAGAUAUUAUUUUGUAUACAAAUAUUUAACUUGGUGAUUGACAAUCUCUCUUUGGGGUAGUCACAUGGAAAGCUCUUUUAAAUUUAACUUCUGCCUUUGGAUUUUUUUUUUUUUUAAAAAAGCCAUUGAAGAGCAAAACUAAUGUAAAUGUCUUGAUCAUUUAAAAAGUUUACUAGUCCUCGAAAGGAAACAUGAGUCAUCAGUGAGUAUAAACGUAGACAGUUGAUUUGUGAAUGCUGUCGGCCUCAACGUGCUUGAUAAUAGAUUCUACCGAUCUAGCUGGAGUGAUUUGAUCACUUACUUCCUUAUUAACACUAGAUCACACAGUGUCUUUCUUAUUCCCUCUUCUUUACUUACUGGCAUGAGCACAGAGUCCCACUAUCUGAAAGAGAAGGGAGAAUUUGGGGGAUUAUUGGAGGAUUCUUACAAACUUGGUUGGCAGCUGGGCACGAUGGCUCAUGCCUGUAAUCUCAGCACUUCAGGAGGCCGAGGUGGGUGGAUCAACUGAGGUCAGGAGUUUGACACCAGCCUGACCAACAUGGUGAAACCCCGUCUUUAUUAAAUACAAAAAAUUAGCUGGGUUGGUGGUGCAUGCCUAUAAUCUCAGCUACUUUGGAGGCUGAGGCAGGAGAAUCGCUUAAACCUGGGAGGCGGAGAUUGCAGUGAGCCGAGAUUGUGCCAUUGCACUCCAGCCUGGGCAACAAGAGUGAAACUCCAUCUCAAACAAAACAAAACAAAACAAAACAAAACAAAACUUUGUUGGCUUCCUGAUGCCUCACUGUCUAUUUGAGGAAUUCCAUGGAAUCUUCAAAGGAUUUGGGGGAAAGUGCAUUAACGUGGACAAAGGAUGGAAUCAAAAUAAUGUUAUAGUGGGAAUAAUUCCAGCACCUAUUUAAUUUUUUUCCAAUUGCCAGCAUAGUGAUGAUAUGAUACCAGCAUAUCAAAGUAACUAACAAACUAGCUACACAAACAUCUUGGAGUUUGGUUUGGUUCUCUUUUCUCAUCACAGAUCUCUGUGCAGAAUAGUGCUAAUCCUUAUUUCUUGUUUGCCUUUCUAUUUCCUUCCAAAUUCUACAUGCCAAGAAUUCCUCUGUCUUUUAAGUGGCCAUCAACUCAAUAGGCAAAAAUUUGGAAUAAUCCAGAGAAAAAAACAAUCCAGAUAUAAACCAGGUAGGAACAUGAAUGGCCCUGAAUAUUAAUGACCCCCCCCCAAAAAAGGCACUGGUGAAUUUUUAAAUUAAAUUAAUACAUAUAUAUGUACAUAUGUAUGGGUUUGUAGGAGAACAGAAGGUCUAACUCAGGAGUUGGACUUGGUGGGGGAGGGCACAGGUUAAAUGUGAGCUGUGAGCACCCAGUUUGGGAGGAAGGAGGAAAUGGGAACCAACUGCCAGUCAAGCAACUGCAGUCUAAGUAGAACAAAUUAAGGCAGGCCUCAGCAUCUCUUUCCGAUUACAUAGAAAAUCUGAAAUAAGAAUAGCUGUGAACAUUUCUUAAUAUACAACAUUCAUUAGUUUAUAUGCAGUCCUCACCACAGCCCUCCAAGAUAAGUAUACUUAUUGUUCCCAUUUUGCAGAUGAGGAAAACUGAGGCAGAAAGAAAUUAAAUUGCUUAAGGUUACACACAUAGUAGGUAUUACACAUUUAGUCAGAGGCAGAGCUGGGAUUCAAACUCAGGUCUGGCUCCUAGCCUCUGCUCUUAACCACAACACCAUAUACUCCCACCCCUGGGCCCAGCUCAUGUGCUUGGCAGAGUAUUAGAGCCUUUCAAGGUAAGUGUGAUUAUCCGCUUUACAAAUGAACUUUGGAAAAGUUAAGCAAAGAUUACACAGCUAGACAGUAAUUCAAUAGUAGUCUUUUACCUAUUUUUCCUUUUAUUUUUUCAUUUGUAAAUCUGUUUUAAUUUGAUUUGAAUUCAAAAAUAGUACUUGAUUGCAAAAUAUUCUGGGACCACUUUUCUCCAACUCUUCAACUUUUCAACAAUUAUAUUAUUGUUUUCCCAUUUUAUAAGUAAGGCAACUGAGGACUAUUCAGAUAUUUCAUUCACUCCAUUUGUUUACUAGGCCCUGCUGUGUGCUGGAUACACAAUCUGCUGUGUGCUGGAUACAUAUGAUACAAAGGAAUGACUAUCUGGCAUCUUGAAGGUACCCAGAAUAUUGGACUUAAUUGACCUGAAGGUGCCAAGCUGGAACAUUCUUCAUAUUCCCUGUGUGCCUAUUACCAAGUUAUAUUGUUUAGUUUGAGAGAAAAAAAAAAAAAACCCUCCCUUAGAGAAUCAC
Molecule: messenger RNA, 6890 nt
Organism: Chlorocebus sabaeus (green monkey)
Lineage: Eukaryota; Metazoa; Chordata; Mammalia; Primates; Cercopithecidae
Gene: TRMT9B
Product: tRNA methyltransferase 9B (putative)
Biological process (GO): tRNA methylation; tRNA wobble uridine modification
Cellular component (GO): nucleus; cytoplasm
Molecular function (GO): S-adenosylmethionine-dependent methyltransferase activity; tRNA binding; tRNA (5-carboxymethyluridine(34)-5-O)-methyltransferase activity
Source: RefSeq, a predicted model, not a curated record